AGAUGUUGGGGUUUUUAGUGGAUUUAGGAACCGAAUUCGGGAGAGAUGAAAAGGGGUUGAAUUUCUUGGUCCAAACGAUUCUAAAAUUUUAAAAUAAUAUUAAAAAAAAAAGAAAAAAAGAAAAAAAAUUAAAUUACAGAAACAAAGAAAAAGAGAUCACUCAUUGGUACCAACAACCUUUUGCUUUCCUCAUCGAUCAAAACACCUCCCUUCUUUGUUUAUCUUUUUUGUAUUUUCUUCUUCUUCUUCUUCUUCUUCUUUUUCUUCCCAUUUUUUGUUUUCCAAAAUCUGAAUGAAUGCUUACCCAUUUCAUAUAAUCUGAAUGAAUGUGUUUCCUCUUCCUCUGAUUCCCUCCAUUGCUCUCUCUGUUUCUGAGUUUCUGGGAUUUUCUUGUCCCAUUUCCCCCCUUUUUGUUUUCCUGUUCUUCAAGAUUCAUCAUCGAUUAUAGAGAUUUUUUGUGAUCUGGGUUUGUUUGAAAUCAGGUGAAAAUGGGGGAAGAGAGUGAGGAAGGAAGGGCAGAGAAGACAUAGGGAGAGUUGAGAGAGACAGAGAGAGGAAGAGAGAGAGAGAGAGAGAGAGAGAGAUGAGAGAAGUUUCAGAGUGAUAAUGUACAAGGAUUACGCCGGAAUCGUGAAGGCUUGGGAAGCAACCGUGAGAAAAACACAAAACUCAGCGAAGAAGAGGGCUAAUAGCAUUUUUGCAGCAAUGUCUGUCGCUCCAGCCGACGACGAGCCUGGUCCUGGUGAGCUUCAUCACACGGAGAAAGCGAUCCCCAAUGGCGAUUUCUACACAGGGCAAUGGAUGGAUAGCACGCCCCACGGCCAUGGUAAGUACCUUUGGACCGAUGGGUGUAUGUACGUUGGUGAAUGGUACAAAGGGAAGACCAUAGGGAAGGGGAAAUUCAGCUGGCCUUCUGGAGCCACUUACGAAGGGGAUUUCAAAAGCGGCUAUAUGGAUGGUAAAGGUACUUACACUGGUUCAUCUGGGGAUACCUAUAGGGGAUGUUGGGUGAUGAAUUUGAGACAUGGACAAGGCACCCAAAACUACGCCAAUGGGGAUUACUAUGAAGGGGAAUGGCGUAGAGGGUGUCAAGAUGGGCAGGGGAGGUAUCAAUGGAAGAAUGAGAAUCAUUACGUUGGACAGUGGAGGAAUGGGAAGAUGAGUGGCAAUGGGAGUAUGGUUUGGAACGAUGGGAAUCGAUAUGAUGGGUGUUGGGAAGAAGGGUUCCCUAAAGGGGAUGGAACCUUUAGAUGGGCUGAUGGGAGUUCUUAUGUUGGUGUUUGGAGUAAGGAUUCUACAGAGCUGACUGGGAAUUUUUAUCCAUCUGAUACUUCAGGGGCUGAAAUGAGCUCGAAUCCUCGUGAGCUUUUAGGCGAGUAUUUGAAUGAUUGUGUAAUUUGUUCAGGCGAAAGGAUUUUGAUCUAUCCGUCGCAGAAAAUGAUAAGUUGGUCGGGGCUCGACCUCGAUUCACUCCCAAGGCAAACUGUUUCGAGGAAAGGGAGUGAUGGGAUUAGGAGAUUGAGAAGAACAUCGGUUGAUGGUAAAAUCAGCAAUGCUAGUUUUGAAUCGUUUAAUGACAGUUCGAACGAACCAAGUUCGAGAAAUGGGAAAGGAACUCGUCUCCAAGAUUUGGACUCCAAAGGGAAAAGACAACCAACUUGUGGAUUUCAGUCAGCAAAUAGGCAAGGCGUUACAAUAUCAAAGGGACAUAAGAACUAUGAACUCAUGCUAAAUCUGCAGCUGGGGAUCAGGCAUUCUGUUGGAAGGCCUGCUCCAGCAACGUCCCUUGAUCUGAAGUCAUCGGCUUUCGAUCCGAAGGAGAAAGUGUGGACGAAGUUUCCACCGGAAGGAUCGAAGCAUACGCCUCCUCAUCAAUCUUCUGACUUCAGAUGGAAGGAUUACUGUCCUGUUGUCUUCAGGACUCUUAGGAAACUGUUCGAGGUCGAUCCAGCUGAUUACAUGCUAUCGAUAUGUGGAAACGACGCCCUUCGGGAACUCUCUUCCCCCGGAAAGAGCGGGAGUUUCUUUUAUUUAACCCAUGAUGACAGAUACAUGAUUAAAACCAUGAGGAAGGCUGAAGUUAAAGUUCUCUUGAGGAUGCUUCCAGCCUAUUACAAGCACGUUCGGUCCUUCGAAAAUACACUCGUCACGAAAUUUUAUGGCCUUCAUUGUGUGAGAGUGACUGGGACUGCACAAAAGAAGGUGCGAUUUGUGAUAAUGGGAAAUCUGUUUUGUUCCGAAUACACUAUCCACAGGCGUUUUGACUUGAAAGGUUCGUCUCUUGGUCGUAUAACCGACAAACCAGAGGCCGAAAUCGAUGGAACAACCACCCUAAAAGAUCUUGACCUUAAUUACAUAUUUCGGUUGCAGAAGAUCUGGUUUCAAGAAUUUUGUAGACAAGUAGACAAGGAUUGUGACUUUCUUGAACAGGAGAGAAUCAUGGACUAUAGUCUACUAGUUGGUCUUCACUUCCAAGAAACUUCGUAUCAGGAAGCGAGCACACCCGAAAGCCAUCAUUCAGGUUUCUGCUGUCCAGUUGAUUAUUUCUUAAGCAACUCGAAUUGUCUGUCGAGAGCAGAUAAGGAACAAGACUCUGCCAGGUGGGCUUCCAUUAGUCUAGGCAUCAAUAUGCCAGCACGGGUAGAGCGGACGGUGAGACAUGGAGAGCCCGAAACUCAGCUAGUAGGAGAACCCACUGGGGAGUUGCAUGAUGUGAUCAUUUUCUUUGGUAUAAUCGACAUACUACAAGACUAUGAUAUCAGCAAGAAACUGGAGCAUGCUUAUAAAUCAUUCCAAUACGAUCCAUCGUCGAUCUCUGCUGUUGAUCCAAAACAAUAUUCAAAACGCUUUCGAGAUUUCAUCUUCAGAAUUUUUUUAGAAGACACUUGAAGAAAUUGUUAUACUGACCCAAUUCAUCAAAAUUUGCAGACAGUGGCCAUCCUUGUACAGUCGGUCCGUUGUGAGAAAUGAUAUCGGGUUUUUGAUAGAGUUGUAGCGUUCAGCCACAGAAAAAUGAACAGAAAAAGAAAGAAAGAGCAACCAUUUGGUGUAUAAAUUAAGGUAACCAUGUAGAGCUUUGGCCAAUUAUGCAUUGUAUUCUUUUUUCUUUCAAAGUUAGAGAGUUAUUAGAAAAUUAUGAUAUGAUUUAGAAAGUUAUAUAGAUGAGAGUUGUCACCCUCACCUCACCCACCUGUUACUAAUUUGUAAAUUCAUUUAUUAACCAAAGGUUGAGAACCCAAUUCUAAGUUGUAAUUAUAUUUAUUUCUUUCUCCACUCUUCAUUUCUACACUCAUUGAUAUGAAAUCAUAUCAUGAUGCCCUUCUCUCUCU
This is a messenger RNA of Cucurbita pepo subsp. pepo (vegetable marrow), 3329 nucleotides long. Lineage: Eukaryota; Viridiplantae; Streptophyta; Magnoliopsida; Cucurbitales; Cucurbitaceae. The record is from RefSeq and is a predicted model, not a curated record.